Molecule: messenger RNA, 2287 nt
Organism: Psylliodes chrysocephalus
Lineage: Eukaryota; Metazoa; Arthropoda; Insecta; Coleoptera; Chrysomelidae
Source: the annotation of a GenBank genome assembly
GUUCAACAGUAUGGACGUACCAUGGACUUCCAUUUUCAUUCAGUUCAUUUUGCUUUUAUUCGUUUUGGAGUUUACGUCGACUUUCAAACAGACAGGUACAUGCUACUUUCCCGAACGCUGGGAGGGCACAUGGUUCCAGUCUGGAGUUAGGCAAUCAAUUCUAAUAGAAGGACCAAGACUGAGUAGUAAAGGAAGAUGUGUAGGUUCAGAAGGAGAUAAAUUUCUACUACUAGAUGAUAAAAAGGCCUGCUAUAGAUGUGUAGUAAUCCAUGAGAAGCACAUAAAUGUACUUCAGUAUAAAGAAACAUAUUGCCACAGUCGAGAACUACUCCCCUCUCUAUGUGGCCUUAUCACAGGCGAUGCUCUCCUGUACUCCAUGUUCAGGGAGAACGCUGUACCAAUUCCCUGUCCCUUUAAAGGACCCUUCACCUUCACAUAUAACCGCGGUCAUGGAGAGUGCAGGUAUCCCGUUUCCAGCAUAGACACGUGCAUCGAAGAAAGUAAACUGCUUUUGAGCUAUCAGGCUUGUCCCGACGUGCAUGGGUCAGAAAGUGCAAUUGAGGAACUUCAAUGUCUAGCUUUAUGGAAAGAGGGCAGUUCGAGGUACUUAGUAGGCAAAAUAUACCACAGUCAUGUUACUUCCAACGAGGACAGGUAUCGAUGUUUCGUAUACGAGAAAGCUUCCUCAGCUUCGGAAGCCUUAGACGGCGUGGAUUACAGGGUGGCUCAAAGCGGUGAUGCUACUUGCAACGGACUCUUCAGUGCCACUGAAGGUAGUCGAACUAUGACCCUUAAAAAAGCACUUCCACUCAACAAAUGUCGCUUCCCGUAUUGGAUAGCAAACUCCAAUCACUGGCACAGCUUGGAUUAUUCUUCCACUUACAGUUUUCAUCAUAAAAACUCCACUCUUAGAAUUACCAAUUCUACUGGGAUCGACAUGAAGAUCAUUUGCGUUCAGUUAAAGCAAUCUACUAGAGAUGAAAAUGCUGUCGUACUUGUAACUCACUUUACUAUGGGAUGUCAAAAUGGGUACGUAUGUAUUGCAUUUUAUCGACGUGACAUAAAUGUAAUGGAAAUGCAAAUGGGUACGCAAACCAAUAGAAGAGAAGAUUCUUGUAACCAGAACUUCUUUGAUAAAAACAUUUUGCCUUUCAUCACCUUAGUCACAACAUCAAUAGAUACCCAGAAUUGUCCGUUUGCGGGUAAAUUCGAUGUGACGAACUUAGUCCAAAACAAGCGUGACUCUGGUCUAAGUAAAUAUUCCCAAAAAGAGGAUUCCAGAUAUUUCGAUUCAAGUUUCUACUUCCGGAAGCAGAGGAGGUCUAUAUAUUUUGAACAAUUAGAAUACGGAAGGAGACGUGUUAAGCGUGUAGAUGAAGAUUUUGACUGUGAUAGUAACGGUUUUACUAAACUGAUUAUUGGGUGUGUCAGCUUCGAUACUAUGGAGUUCGCCACAGAUUGCUCAGCUCCAAAUAUAAUUACUUCUUACUCGUGUCAUGGUCGAUGGGAAGAAAAUGGAACCAAUUUUUUGAUCACAUCGCCAAUGGGCCAUGCAACUUAUGGUGCUCGUAAAUUUUGUUUUAUGUACAAAGAAUUGAUAUCAGGUGUCAUGUUUUCCACGUCGUCUGAAAAUUGUAAUCGUUUGGUGAAACCAGGCAUUAGCGGAGAAUUAAUAUUUAAUAUAAGUAGCACAGGAAAAUGCUUCGACACUGACGCUUCAGCAAGGGCUCAUCCAAUAAGUGCUUGGCUAAUAGCAUACAUUCUCUUUUCUACUAUAGUAUCUACAAUAAUUACAUCAAGAUGAUCAAUAAAAAUGUUAAGUGUUACAUAAUUAUGAGACUGUUAAGGAAAAAGUGGUUGUGCGUCUAUUUUAGCGAAAUUUGAAAAUGUGUUUUAUUUAUUUUUUUACAGAGAGAGUUAUUUAAAAAAAACAUUGGUAGGAUGAAGAAUGAAUAUAUUAUCUAAUUUUAUAAAUUUUUGGUGAUGAAUUACUUUUUAGUUUUGGUUAAAUUAGAUUAUUUGUUUAAAAACAUUUGAACAUAUUUUCAAAUUUCAAAGGUCUACAGUCAAUAAUGUAAAGUCAUUGUUGUUAUACGUUUUUACAAUCAUUUUUCAUGAAAUGUUAAGACUGUAGAUCAAAAUAAUACAGUGUCUGUUUGAAAUCAUGCCAUACAAAUUUCUCAAAAUACCCAUUUAAAGAAUACCACUAUUAUUUUAAAGCAAUGAAUUUUCCUUAAUAUGUUCAAUGAAUUUUUUAAGUUGCUUUUAAUACAUCUAUAUACUCACU